Spizellomyces punctatus DAOM BR117 is the source of this 474-nucleotide messenger RNA. RefSeq names its product ribosomal protein L13. Gene Ontology annotation, biological process: translation; negative regulation of translation. NCBI's taxonomy places the organism in Eukaryota, Fungi, Chytridiomycota, Chytridiomycetes, Spizellomycetales, Spizellomycetaceae. Bases 1 to 474 code for a protein of 157 amino acids. Gene Ontology annotation, molecular function: mRNA binding; structural constituent of ribosome. The record is from RefSeq and is a predicted model, not a curated record. The transcript has 4 exons. Gene Ontology annotation, cellular component: mitochondrial large ribosomal subunit; ribosome.
AUGUCAUUAAAGACGGGCUUGGCUUAUGGCCGAGUAUGGCAUCUCGUGGAUGCAAAGGACAAAGUGCUGGGUAAACUUUCCCAGCGAAUCAGCAUCGCCCUGCGAGGAAAAUACAAACCUAUCUUCCACCCUUCUAGUGACUGUGGUGACUAUGUGGUGGUAGUCAAUGCCCGGCACUUGGCCCUCACUGGCAAGAAAGCCGCGCAGAAGAAAUAUUUCUGGCACAGCGGAUGGCCAGGAGGUGUCACGGAACUUACAUACGAUAAGUUUUCAGCGGAGCAUCCUACCGGACCGUUGAAAAAAGCAGUAUAUGGCAUGCUGCCUAAAAACAAUCUACGAAAGGUGCAAAUGGGUCGACUGUUCAUUUUCGCCGAUGCGGAUCAUCCCUACGAGAAGAAUAUUUUUCGCGAUUAUGAGAACGGUGCUGCACAAAUCGAUCUGGAUUCGGAGAUAGAAGCGCCAAAGAAGGACUGA